Messenger RNA from Epinephelus moara (kelp grouper), 9070 nucleotides. Its product is annotated as diacylglycerol kinase delta. The record is from RefSeq and is a predicted model, not a curated record. Gene Ontology annotation, molecular function: ATP-dependent diacylglycerol kinase activity. The transcript has 30 exons. Gene Ontology annotation, biological process: intracellular signal transduction; lipid phosphorylation; diacylglycerol metabolic process. NCBI's taxonomy places the organism in Eukaryota, Metazoa, Chordata, Actinopteri, Perciformes, Serranidae. Bases 251 to 3502 code for a protein of 1083 amino acids.
CUGUGAAAGGAGAGUUACUGCUGAGGCUGGGUGUGUGAGGGAGCGAUACUGAGAGGAAAGUUUGUGUAGGAAAGGUAGAAAAAACCUUUUUAAAGUAGUAGAAGAAGAGAAAGAUGGGUAAAGACGGAUCUGAAUAGAGAGAUCAACUUUGUCUCCAUUUACGUCUGAGAGUGGUUGAGCUACUGGAGGUACAUAUAUUACUAUAGUGCUUCACUAGAACAGACAGUGAGGUCAUCAGUGAGCGCUGCCAAUGCCGGGGUUGUGUCAGCCCAGUGGGUGCUGCAUAGCACCCCUGUUGUUUCGCUGCGAGGGGGGAGAGCAUGAGGACGACGACCAACUCAGCCACGAUGACCAACUGGAGUCCAGUCACAUUGAGAAGUUACAGGAGGGCUGCCUGGUGAGACAGAAAAGUGUGAAGGAGGGAAUCCUGUUAAAGCAGACCAGUUCUUUCCAGAGGUGGAAGAGGAGGUACUUCAAACUCAGAGGGAGGACCCUCUACUAUGCCAAAGACUGCAAGUCCCUGAUUUUUGACGAAGUGGACCUAUCCGAUGCCAGUGUGGCCGAGACCAGCACCAAGAAUAUCAACAACAGCUUCACGGUGAUCACUCCAUUUCGCAAACUAAUGUUAUGCGCCGAGAGCAGGAAGGAAAUGGAGGACUGGAUCGGCGCUCUCAGAUCCGUCCAAAAAUGGGAAACCUAUGAGGCCAGCCAGUUCAACAUGGAGCAUUUCUCUGGGAUGCACAACUGGUAUGCCUGCUCGCACGCCAGACCGACCUUCUGCAACGUCUGCAGGGAGGCUCUGCCAGGCGUCACCUCCCACGGCCUGUCCUGUGAAGUUUGUAAAUUCAAGGCUCAUAAGCGCUGUGCAGUUCGCUCCACCAACAACUGCAAAUGGACCACACUGGCCUCCAUAGGAAAUGACAUUAUCGAGGAUGAGGAAGGGGUGUUCAUGCCCCACCAGUGGCUGGAAGGCAACCUGCCGGUCAGUGCCAAAUGUGUGGUGUGUGACAAGAACUGUGGCAGCGUGCGGCGGCUGCAGGACUGGCGCUGCCUCUGGUGCAAAGCCAUCGUCCACAACAGCUGUAAAGAACAAAUGGGGAAGGUGUGUCCCUUGGGUCAAUAUCGAGUGUCAAUCAUCCCUCCCACUGCACUUAACAGCAUCGACUCAGAUGGCUUCUGGAAGGCCACCUCAGCGUCGUGCUCCAGUCCUCUCCUGGUCCUGGUCAACUCUAAAAGUGGAGACAACCAGGGGGUUAAGUUCCUCCGCAAGUUCAAGCAGCUCCUCAACCCGGCUCAAGUCUUUGACCUGAUGAACGGAGGACCAGAGCUCGGCCUGCGCCUUUUCCAGAAGUUUGUGACGUUUCGUAUCCUGGUGUGCGGAGGAGACGGCAGCGUGGGCUGGGUGCUCUCAGAGCUGGAUAAACUCAACCUCCAUAAACAGUGCCAGCUCGGCGUGCUGCCUCUGGGCACAGGCAACGACCUGGCUCGUGUUCUGGGCUGGGGAGGCCUCUGUGAUGACGAUGCCCAGCUGCUGCAGAUCCUGGAGAAGCUGGAGAGAGCCACCACCAAAAUGCUGGACCGAUGGAGUGUGAUGACGUACGAGGUGCCAACCACCACUAAACGCACACCCAUAGUGAAAGAAGACGACAGCCUCGAUUCUCCUCUGCAGGUCCACAUCACUCAGUAUGCAGACUCCGUGGCCUCCCACCUCGCCAAGAUCCUGGACUCGGACAAACACAGUGACGUCAUUUCCUCUGCCAAGUUUCUGUGUGGGACGGUGAAUGAUUUCGUGGCGGAGGUGGGGAAGGCGUACGAGAGAGCCACAGAGAACAAGGAGGAGGCAGAUGCCAUGGCAAAGAAGUGUGCACUGCUGAAUGAGAAGCUUGAUUCCCUCGUCAAGGCCUUAAGUGAGGAAGCAGAAGCUCAGGUGGUACCAGCAGGUUCGGUGCCCAGCCAGGAAAGCGGCGGCUCGAGCCCUGGAGAAAGUGGCGGUGAGUCUGGUUCAGAGGGUAAAACGUACCGUUCCAAGGAGCAGCUGAUGCUCAGGGCCAACAGCCUGAAGAAAGCCCUGAGGCAGAUCAUUGAACAGGCAGAGAAAGUGGUGGACGAACAGAACCGACACACGCAGGUCCAGAGGAUGUCGUCCUCGUCCUCCAUCAAAAGAGAAAACAGCGAGGAGCUGAAGGAUGCUGAGCCACGUCAAGGAAGCUUAAGUCCCACCUCCCCCAUUGUCCUUGAGAAACCAGAGAGCCUCCACACCGUCACCUUCAGCGAGGACACUGUACAAUGCUCAGAGAAGUGUGUGAUGAACAAUUACUUCGGCAUUGGCCUGGAUGCCAAGAUUUCCCUUGAGUUCAACAACAAGAGAGAUGAGCACCCUAAAAAAUGCAGCAGUCGCACCAAGAACAUGAUGUGGUACGGAGUGCUGGGGACCAAAGAGCUGGUCCAGAAGACGUACAAGAACCUGGAGCAGAGAGUUCAGCUGGAGUGUGACGGUGUUCCCAUGUCUCUGCCGAGUCUGCAGGGCUUGGCUGUGCUCAACAUCCCCAGCUAUGCAGGCGGUAUCAACUUCUGGGGAGGAACAAAGGAGGAUAAUAACUUCGGCGCUCCGUCGUUUGAUGAUAAGAAGUUGGAGGUGGUUGCAGUGUUCGGCAGCAUGCAGAUGGCCAUGUCCAGAGUCAUCAACCUGCAGCACCACCGCAUCGCACAGUGCCGCCAGGUGAAGAUCACCAUCCUCGGGGAGGAGGGGGUCCCUGUGCAGGUGGACGGAGAGGCCUGGAUCCAGCCGCCUGGCAUCGUCAAGAUCGUCCACAAGAACCGAGCGCAGAUGCUCACCAGAGACAGGGCGUUCGAGAGCACGCUGAAGUCAUGGGAGGACAAGAUGAAAAUUGACAGCUACCGCGCCAGCAGACCCCGCCUUAACUCCCAGCAGUCCAUGGAGUACCUGACGGAGGAGGAGUGCGCUCAGGUUCAGCAGCUGGGCAUCGUGGCCGACACACUCAUCAAUAAGAUCCGUGAGGCAGCCAAGACCCACAAGCUGGUGGAGCAAGAGCUGGCUCACGCCGUCAACGCCACCGCCCUGGUGCUCACAGAGGCCAAACUGUCCAGCCCCGAGUGUCUGAGUCGCAGCACGGCGGUGGAAAUCGUCAACAGCAGUAAAGUCCUCCAGGCUGAGACCAAGAUGCUGCUCGAUGGAAAACUACUGUCGGAGUGUCAUGAGGAAGAGGAGCUUCGGUCGACCCUGAACAGCCUCAGUGCCGAGCUCCACAAGCUGGACGACAUCCACUGGAUCUGUCCGCUCAUGCAGUGCUCCGAGGAGGACUCAGUGAGGGGCAGCAGUAAGAGCAGCGGCAGCAGUAUGAAGUUGAAGAUCAUACCCAAGGUGAAGAAGGAGAGGGAGAAGCUCCACAAGCAGAAGUCCAACAGCUCUCUCUCAGGCAGUCAGUGUGUGGACGUGGGGCAUGUGGCACAGGCAGAAGGACGGCACUUGCUGCAGGAGUGAAAUUGGGAUAUCAAAGGCGGGGCUGGUGAGGCAGAUUCCUCGGGCAAUUGAAGUCCUGCGUGAGGUGCUUUAUUGCUGCCCCCCUGUUACCCUGACAACCAGGGGUGAGGAGCACCCCUCCUGUCCUCCUCCCCUCUCACCGCGAUACCCAGUGGCCUGUGAGAGGUGUGAGGAAGAAAAGGAAAACCAUCUUCCCAACUUUUACGCUAUUUCCUCCCUGCUUCUUUAUCCUUCAUUUUGCAGGGAGGGAGUUUUGUUUCUUCUUCUUCUUCGUCUUUUACGUUCUUGAAGGGGCCUGGCUUUGCAUCGCAUUGCUUCACCAUUGGCAUUUUGCUUCUGGUCCUGUUUACGUGCUUGAGUUUGGAAGUUCGCCUUGGCCAGCAGCGAGUCAAACAAAGGAGAAAGGGAGGCGUGGAACGAAAGCGUUCUCGCAGAUUUUUUUUUUUUUUUUUUUUUUUCUGACAAAGAAAUGUGUUUACAUGGUGCUCUCCUUGCAUGUUGAGUGCAGCCAUCUUAUUUUAUAUCUAUCAUAAGUUGUUACAAUCUUAAUUAUUUUCUCUCUAUCUUGAAUAAUUUCCGAACUUAUGAACAGCCUUUAGACUUUGAUUUUUCUCGCGACUGUCGAAGAAUAUUUAUUUCUUGUUGCUACUGCCAUGAGAACUCAAACGGCAACAAAAUGAACAAACUGAAACAUCUCAACCUUAUCGUCUACUGAACUGGGGAAUAUCUUAAAUGUUGCAAAAAAUGUACUGAGGAAUGUACUUGUGUGGACUUGUAUUAACCUGUGAAUAAUGUUAAAUGAUAAAUCAUAUAAGGUUUCACAAAGGUUCUACUGUUGUGGUUCUAAAGUGGUUCUUAAUAGGUCUUUUUCUGACUUGUGUGAAUUGAGACUUUGCUUUACGAUGAGUCAUUUCAUCUGGAAUUCAACCUUUUGAGUAGAUCUGACUGUGCAGUCAUCACUCAGUUAUUAUCAAGGUCUAAAAUGUGACUCAUGCGGGAUAAAAAAAACUCAUCCCACUGGGUUGAAGAACCAUUUUGAGGUACAGUACCAGAUGAAAUGACUCACAAGAUUAUUUUUUUUGGCAGUGUAUGGUGAAGGUGUUUACGGAAGGAGGAAGCAUCAAGGACACAUUAACAAAACAUAACAGCUACUCAGUAUAUUACUCCUACUUUGCCAUACUCCUGAUUGUAUUUGUAAUAUAGGAAUAAGAGUCAGUGGAUAUUUGAUUUUGCCUUGUCUGUGGUUAAAAGCUAUUAUUAUUAUUAUCAUUAUUAUUAUUACAAAUAUAUUAUCUAUUUUUUUGUAUAUCUUAUUUUCCCAAUAGUAAUCUGUGAAGCUGUCCUGGCUUUGCUGCUUCCCCCUUUGACGAACUCCUCGGCCACUGUGCAUAUAAUCAAAGCCAAUUAAUGCUGUUUUGUGUGUCCCUGCAUGCAUACUUAGCCUUCCUUCGCCUCACAGUGUUGGGCUGAAGUUGCCUCAAAAUAGUAAGUUUUAGCUUGUCGGUUCCGACUAACAGCGUUUGUUUUUGUUUUAACCUGCUUGACGCACCAGAUGGUCUUGAGUUUUACUUCGAAUUAACACUUACUUUGCAAAAAAAUGUCUGUCCAUACUUUGCUGUGUUGUCCAAACUUUAAGAGGAUGUAUUGUUUUCCACCCACAGGGUUCUGCAAGCGGGUUAUAACAAACACCAAGUUUUCAUGUAUCUAAUUAUUAUUAUUUGAUCAAGCCACAGCCAAAGCGGGUAUGUGAAGUUUGGGAACAUGUGGCUUGCUAGAGAUUGCUAAAGUAUUGAUGUUUACGAGUUCUAGAGGCAACUUCUACCCAGGUUUUACGGUAAUGUUCUUGAAAAGAAUGGUCAGUUAUUUUGGGAAAUUCACUUAUUUUCUAUGUUACCACAAGAUAGACAAGAAGAUUUAUAUGUGUUUAUCUCUGUACAAUCAGUAAAGAGAUAGAAAAAGAAAACUCAGACGUGCUAGCUAGCUAGCUGAAAGAAUUGGUCAUUCUCCGUCAAAAGUAAAAUAUGCCUUUUGGGAAAUCUUUUCUUUUUUCUUUUUCUAUGUUACCACAAGGUAGACAAGAACAUUCAUAUGUUUUUCAUCUCUUGACUCAACGAAGAGAUAAAGAAAGCUCCCAGACGUGUUUAGCUUAGGAAACAAAAAUAUGAAAAGUGAAGGUGCUGCAAAAUAGUCAAGAAUAUUCAUAUGUUUUUAAUCUUUGUACAAUCAGUAAAGAGACUGAGAAAGUUAUCAGACACACUUAGCUUAGCAAACAUAAACCUGAGAGAAUUUGACUAUCUCUGUUAAAAGUAAAAAACGUCUUUUUGGAAGUUUGCUUAUUUGCUAUGUUACGGCAAGAUAGGCAAGAAGAUUCAUAUUAUUUUUAAUCUCUAUGCUCUCAGUAAAGAGAUAAAAACUAUAAGCUUCCAGACGUGUUUAGCUUAGCAAACAAAAACCUGAAGGAAUUGAACAUUCUUCGUCAAAAUAAGAACUUCCAAAAUGUACAUGUAUCUUAUUAGCUAGCAAAUAAGUUACCAAGAUAUCUCAGAGUCAGCGGGGGUCUUCUUGUGUUAAAGCCUUUUUGUGUUCAUUUUCGAAGCUAGCAACUCCUAGCUACUCCUGUCCUAGCAACAGCUAGGCGAUACUACUGUAUGCAGUCAAGAAAGCUCCAAUGUGUAAGCCAGUCGCUUGUUAAACAGCAUGUUAUUUUAGUAAAGGUGUUAAAUACGCACAUAUAUUAGAUAAAACAACUUUGUCCGUGUUGGCGCUUUGAUAGCACUAUGCUAGCUGGUUUCCCUGCUUUCAGCGCUUCGUCAUAAGCUAGGCUAAACCAUGGAUGUAUGAAGAGACCUGGAUGCAACGAUCGAGGCAGGGCCAAGGUCAUUCCUAUGAACGUUGUUCAGGGCUGCAUGGAGCCAAAAACAUUUAACUGCCGCAUAUAAAAUUACUCAGAUGAUCGUCACUGCCUUCGCAUCAUUUAGCCCGUAGAGCAGGCACAUAGGGACUCCCAUCGGCCAAGCUGGCUGCUCCGGUUUAGCGCUGUGCUAGCUUGAAUUGAGAUAAAAUGAUUUAUCGUGCAGCUUUUUGAGACUUUCAAAAAUGUUAGCGAACCAAAUGGAUCAAUUUCUGACAGUAAAACGAGUCCUUUUUCAGGGGCUGUGACACAUGACACAGACAUCUCUUUUACAAUGUUACUCUAUGGACAAAAAUCUUUGGCAGCCAAGUGGCAUCACAUGAAGAACUCAGAAACUGUAAUUGUUGGUUUUAGUCCAGGCCCCCAGGAAGCCAAUUUUUGUAGUCACCAAACAUUUGAAUUGCAUCCGUCCAGUGAUGCCCUGUGGCCCAAAAAGAUUUUUUCCAUAGAUAUCAUGGUGAAAUAGACGUCUAUAAUCUAUUGAUAACAUUUUUUUGAGUGUCACAACCAUCUCCAAUGACUUGUUUUAGUAUCAGAAUUUGAGCCAUUUGGUCCGAUACCAUUUUGAAAGUUUAGAGGAGCUGCACAGUUUAUCACUUUAUCCUCAUUCUAGUUAGUGUUAGUGCUAAACAGGAAGUAGCUGGCUCGGCUGGCAGAAGUCAAUGGUGCGCUUGCUCUAUGGGGAGCAGUGCUGAUCAUCAAAGUAGUUUUAUACAUGGCAGUUGAACGUUUAUGGCUUUAUGCACCACUGAGCAACUUUCAUAGGAAUGAAUUAGACCCCGCCUCCAACACGUAUCCAGUUCUCCUUAUACAUCCAUGAGGCUAACUCUUUACUGAAUGGACAGAGAUUGAUUUUUCAUAGUUUGUCCAUGUAUGGCAGCAACAAUUUGAAUUUCUUAAAAUGUCUGAGUGUCGCUUUAAAGGUUUUAAUUAACAAGAUGUAAUAAAGAAGUAAUGUUCACUAGUCAGGAUAUAAUAUGAGUGAAAUACCAGCUACAAAUGUCCCAUAGGCGGAGUUAGCUGCAUCAUUUAGAGAUACUUUGAAGAGCCACAGAAAAGUAUUUAUUUUAAUGGUACACAACUUACCUUGAUUUGCUGUGACGCAGUUCCACCACUUUCAUAACUACUAAAAUAAGGGACAAAAUAUCAACGUUAAGAUCACAUCUGAUCAAGGUGAACAUUUUUCAUGCCUUGAUCAAGGCUGUAAGCUGGUAAAGGAGCAUGUUUGUGCUUUUCACGUUAAUGUAAAGGGUUAGCUCUUUUUUUAUUUUUCAGUUAUUUACAGUUUUAUCAGACUAACCCAAAUUAACUCUUGAUAGGGCAGAGUAACUGUGAGGCGUUGUAGAUGUUCAGCUCUGGUAGGAUUGUGCUACUGUAUCCAUAGUGUGCCAGCUAUAUGCUCUACACCUUAGAGGCUUUAGUGGUGUCGUGCCAAGUUUGUACUGAGUUCAGUGGGUUAUGAGAUAUACGAGGUGUGUGUGCGUGAGUGCGUGCGUGAGCUUCAGACGCGGAAGUUGUUGUAUGUCGUACAUUUCAAAGUUUACUGUAUCUUGCCUUGCACUUUACGAAGAAGCAAACUUAAUGGGGAAAAAAGACAUUUGUGUGCAUGUGCGCGUGCGUGUGUGUUUAAGAUUUCGAGUGUUUACGAGUGUUUUUUUUAAAUUGAUUUGAAGACGAAAAAUCUUUUAUUUAUGAUAGAUGUAUACGGACAAAAGUGUGUUGAUAAAAUGUAAUAUAUCUAACCAAACAUAAAAGAAUGAUAAAUAUAAAGAUGUAUACACCAAUGUUUAUUACAUCAGUGGUUGUACGUUACACCCACAGCAGCUUGAGAUCUCCCAUCUAACGCCAAUGUUACUACAUGUGAUUAUGUGUCAUUCCACUGCCACAGCAACGCCAUUGAAAUGUCUUUCCAAUGUUACACCAAUUGGUAUUGAAAUAGUAUUCUAAAAAUCCAAUAGAUAUUAAGGUUAUUCUACCUUUAAGCCAAAGUUGUUGGAGUUCUCUGGUGUUGUUACAGACUACUGAUGAAUUGUUUACACAAAAUAGAGUUGUCAUAUUCAGCUUAUGUUUCGCCGACAUUUGGGCGAAGUCUUGUGUAUAAUUUUGAAAUUAUAACAUCUACUGAGAGUCUACCUUCUGCUUUAAUUAGCAUUUUUUGUGCUGAAAACAAACAAACAUGUCUACAGUUUGGGUAACACACAUUUGUGGAAGCCAAUUUAGGGAUUAAAAAAACGAAUUGCCUGUGUUUAACGGUCUUUUAACCAAGGAUUUCAUAGUUUGUCUUUUAAAAGCAUCUUUUUUUUUGGGUUGUUCUUUCUGCGACUGUCUUUUUUUUUUCAUACAGCAAAAAUGUCAUUUUCGACUGAAACUCUUCAGAGGAGUUACAUGGAGCUGAGACACUGAAAUGAACCCACAGAUUUCAAACACCUCACCAUGUUUGUGCAACAGUAUUUCAUAGACAACAUUUGUGAACGCACCCCCCUGAUCUGAACAGCCUAUAUAUUGAUAUAUUGAGACUGUGUGCGCAAUGCUGGAAGCCAGACUAGAUGUUGCACGACCUUGUACGUUGCGAGGUGUUUUAUUGUGUUUUUGUGUGCAGUGUGUAACAAAGACAAAGUCAGCGCAACCCUUUGGAGAUUAAAUGAAUUAUUGAAGUG